Molecule: messenger RNA, 1236 nt
Organism: Xenopus laevis (African clawed frog)
Lineage: Eukaryota; Metazoa; Chordata; Amphibia; Anura; Pipidae
Gene: hyls1.L
Product: centriolar and ciliogenesis associated L homeolog
Exons: 2
Coding region: 137-1132 (331 amino acids)
Biological process (GO): cilium assembly
Cellular component (GO): cilium; centriole; non-motile cilium
Source: RefSeq, a predicted model, not a curated record
CAGUGACGUCAGAAGCAGUUACUAGGCGACCAAGAGCAGCAUUUCCGCCCCAGAGAGGAAGUGGCCGUUAUUUAAACCUUGGGCGGCACCUGAGUGGGAGCACAGCAACUGGUUCAGUGGUUCCUGGGGCCUCAACAUGUCACUGAGAGACAGGCAGUUCAGGGAGGAACCUUCAGAGAAUGCCCUGCCAUUGGUUAGAAACCACUUCAGACAUUCCACACAGCACGACCAAUCGUAUGAGCCCCUGGAAGCCUCUGGCCAAUCCGGUGACAUUGAUUUUGUCUCUGAGCAUUCACAGGGCAAUAUGUCUAUAACGGUCUCGGAAGAGGAGCUGCGACAUGAGCUUUCUCUGCUGGGUUUCUCCUAUGUUCCCCGCCAGAGGCUUCUGGAAUUCAAGAAAGAUCUAGAGCGUCUGAUGAAUCAGGGUAGUGUGGCAGCAUCCCCAGAAACAUCAAGGCUGGAAAAUGAGAGCCUUUAUGAGACAGCCAACACAACAGCAGCCCGCCCUAUGGAAAGCAGUGGCUGGCAUCAGACUUCAGCCUGGCCCACCACCUCCUCCUCCUCAACCUCCAGCAAUGAAUGGUGCAAUCAACAGAGAAACCAAGACUCCUACACUAAACACACAGUGAGCUUAGGGGGAAACAUGCCAGCAACAAAGAAAGCACCACAAAUAACACGUAAAGUACUGCGCAGAAAAAGUGAUGGACAGACACAUGUAAGUGACGAGUCUUUUCUUUACACGGAGACGGAAGAGGAGGAUACUGGGAGCUCCAUUGUGGACUUUCAGUCUGAAUCAUCUGGCCGCUCCUCAGCUAGCUGUGUCAAAUCCUUCAUCCGCCCUCCCCCAUAUUCUCUCCUGGAUCAGUACCGCCAGCGCUCAGAUCCUGUUGGCCGGUACCAGGAGUACAAACAAAAGUGGGACGCCUUACAGGUGGCACUAGAACGGAACAGAAAGGAGCUUCGCUGGGGGAUCAGGGAGCAAAUGAUGUCGGCACCCCCCCAACCUGCUGCUCGCUCUGUUCCACUACCCAACACAUACGUCAUCCCCACAGACAAGAAAAGGUACGCCCUGCGCUGGGCUGUCCGACGAGACCUGAUAAAUGGGGUGAUGCCCCGGGAAAGCUAUUCCUAGGGGUAACGCCGAGCCUUUGUGUAUGUGUGAAGAAAAGAGUGCACUCAUGCGUGUGUUGUUUUUAUAAAUUGUAUUUUAAAUAAAAUCAAGCUUUCCUAACAGUA